AUGCAGAAAGCAAGUGACUUAUGGUUAAAGGAAAAAUUUGCAUGUUUAAGGCUUGAGAAUCAUCAUCACUGUGGACAAAAUUGCACAAAAUAUCUUUCUGAAGCUUUGAUGCAAUAUUCACAUGUAGAAAAAAAAAUAUCAACUUACGUUUGGAACAAGAUCACAGAUCACAAUAAAAAUGAGCAUUCCAAUUCUAAUCCAUAA
Clunio marinus is the source of this 204-nucleotide messenger RNA. NCBI's taxonomy places the organism in Eukaryota, Metazoa, Arthropoda, Insecta, Diptera, Chironomidae. The record is from the annotation of a GenBank genome assembly.